This is a messenger RNA of Alexandromys fortis (reed vole), 3729 nucleotides long. It is a transcript of the gene Arrdc5, whose product is annotated as arrestin domain containing 5. The transcript is spliced from 3 exons. NCBI's taxonomy places the organism in Eukaryota, Metazoa, Chordata, Mammalia, Rodentia, Cricetidae. The coding region runs from base 625 to 1695 and encodes 356 amino acids. The record is from RefSeq and is a predicted model, not a curated record. Gene Ontology annotation, biological process: protein transport. Gene Ontology annotation, cellular component: cytoplasm.
AGCCGGAUGACUUGAGUUCAAUCACUGGACACGAAUAGUGGAAGACACUGGUUUCCAUGAGCUCCAGCCUUCACGUGCACGUGGCCACACACAUAUAAGUAAAUAAAUGAGUAAAUAAUUUAAAUGUUUAUUUAAAUAAUAAAACAGGGAGACAUGAUGUCACUGUCUACAAAAGCAAUCACACAAGGCAAGUCAAGACAGACCACGGACAAUGAACAGGAUCUUCCCACGGAGCAUCAGGACCUCUGGCUCGGGCCUCCGUGUCCUGAAACUCUCACUACGUGCCCCAGGCUGAUCACAAAUUUGGCAAUCCUCCUGCCUCAUAAGUGCUGGGAUUAAAGGCAUAAACCCCCAAGCCUUCUGGCUUAUUUUACUUCAAACUUCACACAAAGUUGUCCAGGCAGCUUCUGGCUUUGGCAUCCUAAGUUGAUGUGGUGACAGACUGGAGGGUUUCUGUUUUCUAUGCUGUCCUAGAAAGCAAGAGUCAGGACUGGGGAGCGAUGGUCCCAGACACUGCAGCAGCAGGAUCAGGAGUUCAAGGUCAUCCUUGGACACAGAAAGAGCUCAAGGCCAGCCUAGGCUAGCAGAGAACCUGUCUUCCUUCCCAGAACUCUGGGUGUAGUGAUGUCACAGAGGUCACCACAGCUGAGGAGCCCAGGGGGAGCUGGGUGGCACUCGGGGGAGGGGAAGGAUGUGUCUCCCCCCGCCCAACCUCCCAUGUCUGUGGUGAAGUCCAUCGAGGUAGUGCUGCCCAAAGAUACAGUCUACCUGGCCGGCUCGAACAUAGACGGGCAGGUGGUCCUCACCCUCAACAGUACCCUUGUGGACCCUGUUGUGAAAGUAGAGCUCGUCGGUAGGGGUUACGUUGAAUGGAAUGAAGAAAUUGGAGAGACCCGUGAUUAUAGCAGAGAUGUUAUUUGCAAUAAUAAGGCAGAUUACGUACAUAAAACAAAGACAUUCCCAAUAAAAGAUAAUUGGUUAAGGGCAGGCAGCCACACCUUUGACUUCCAUUUCAACUUACCUCCCAGGCUUCCAUCCACAUUCAACAGCAAGAUCGGCCACGUCUCCUACUUUGUGCAGGCCCUGUGCAUGGGCCGAGAGCAUAUCCUGGCCAAGAAGAGGCUGUACUUACUAGUCCAAGGGAUUUCUGAAUUCCGCCAGCGGAACCUCACCCAGAACCCCAUAUUGGUGGAAGUGGAGAAGAAGGUAUCUUACAGCUGCUGUAGCCAGGGCUGGGUGAGGCUGCAGGUGCAGAUGGUCAAGAACACCUUCGUGCCGGGUGAGAAUGUGACAUUCACGACGGAGAUCCGCAACAACACAGGCAAGUAUAUCAAGACGGUGGUGUUUGCCCUCUACGCCCACGUGCAGUACGAGGGCUUCACGCCCAAUGCCGAGCGGCGCCAGCGGGCGGACAGCAGUGAGCUGCUGCGACAGGUAGCCAACGCUCACAUCCCAGCCUUCAACAGCACCACAGUGGUCAGUGCCUUCACCCUGCCACUGGUAUUGUCCGUGAGCAACUGCUCCCAGGAGAACGAGAUCAUGCAAACGAGCUAUGAGCUAGUCGUCACUAUCCACCUCCCCUGGUCCUUGUCCACCGUCAAAGCCCGGCUCCCCAUCAUCAUCACCAGCAGGAGGGAAGACCAGGACAGCUGCCCCCAGGUGGUUGAGUCACCAAAUGAGGACCAACUGGUUUGAAUGCCUGAACUUUAAUAUUAAAAGCCUAUUGUAACUCUAAGCGAGCUGCUUGUCUGCUGGGCCUGGGGCUAGCAGGGCAGGUACAAUGCCCUGGGCUCUAUCCCAGAUACCACACAAUCCUGGUGUGAGGGCGUGCACCUGUCACCUGGCACUCAGGAGCUGGAGGAACAGGAAUUCAAGGGCAGCCUCUGCUACCUAGCGAGCUCCAGGCUAGCCUGGGUUAUGUGAGACCCAGUCUGAAGGGAACAGACGUGUCUCUUAAGUCUUGCCAGAGCAGUCACUGUGGGCCAAGUUCCCAUGGGUUAAGUAUCUACCUCUAAACAGAGGUCUCCAAAGCCAGGCAUGGUGGCACACUGUCCCAGCACUGGGGAGGCUGAGAGGUUUGAGGUCAUUCCGAUUAUAUAUUACAUUGUCAGCAAUGCCUGGGCUCUGUGAGACUCUGUCAGUGCUAUGCCAUACUGCCAUUAGCAACCUAGUGAAUGCUUUUUGGAACAUUCCAUCCAGCUCUGCAACUUUCACAGGGAGACUCCUUCCCCCUCCACCCCUGAGACUCAGUGACUCACACAGGCAAGCGUUGCGGACACUUCCUGUGUGGUGACUGACGACACUCACCAUGCCAGGUGGGCCAAUGGGAGAAGGCAGCUGGGGCCACCAGGUUUCCUGUCCUCCGCGGAAGGGCCCCUCAUUCUUCCUGGUUCCCAACCCCAAAAUAACCCCCCUCCCAGAAACCUAAGCCACUCACACAGCUGCAAGCUCUGGGGGGAGCAGUGACUGUAGCUGCCCCCGGAGGACCAUCCACACUGCAAGCCCCAGCCACCAGUGAAGUGACCAGUCUCCCCACCACCUAGGACUGGUGGGAGGAGCCCACUUAUCUUGUCAAUUAGAAGGACUUAAGGAUGUCCCCCCAGGUCAAGGCAACACCUCCGUGUUCACUUAUUCAGUUUCAAAGUGGUCACCAGGACAGCAGCCCCCAGUCUCCACCCAGGAGACAGCAGGAACAGCUUGUCCCCACUGGCGUGACAACAUGACUAGGAUGUCCUGGACUCUGGCAGUGCUCUGAGUAGCCCGCUUGGCCACCAUGAGCCAGGCUGCCCUCUCUGGGACCUGUGGCCCCUGAGGGAUUGGGUUACAGGCCCCACAGGGCACAGCCCUUGGGCCAGCCAAAAUAUUUAUAAAGUGAAGCCUGCCCACUGGGCCCGCUUGCUUUAAAGUCGCCUCAGGAGCCACCAGGCAGCCUGCACGGUCUGUCUCAGAGCCCAGAGAAACAAGGAACCAAGGAUUUUAGUGGCUGCCUCUCACAGGAGCUGGAGUGCCAGAAUGUGGUGGACAAAGGAGACACAGGGGGUCUGGAAGAAGCUGGGACAGCCUGGUGGGCCAAGGUCUCAGAGCUGUGCCCCUCCCCCAAGCCUGCCACCACCCAGCCUCUCACAGGGGACAGCGGGCAGCUGGCGCCAUGAGGCCCAGGGGGCGGGGACAGCCGGGGCCUGCGUGUUAAAUGUCCCCCAGCUGCCUGUGGUGAGGGGCAGCGUAAAACCCUGGCCACACAGGCCACAGAGUAGAUAUGGACAGAGGCUGGCCAUCAGGUGCUGAGUAAAAGCAAGGACUUGUGGCUAUAAUGUGUCCUCCAAAGAGUGGGGACACGGGGACAUCAGGGCUCAGCUACUGCAGACAGACAGAGUGGGGACACGGGGACGUCAGGCUCAGCCACUGCAGACAGAGUGGGGACAUGGGGGCGUCAGGGCUCAGACACUGCAGACAGACAGAAUGGGGACACGGGGACGUCAGGCUCAGCCACUGCAUACAGAGUGGGGACAUGGGGGCGUCAGGGCUCAGACACUGCAGACAGAGUGGGGACAUGGGGGCAUCAGGGCUCAGACACUGCAGACAGACAGAGUGGGGACGUCAGGCUCAGCCACUGCAGACAGACAGAGUGGGGACCUCAGGCUCAGCCACUGCAGACAGACAGAGUGGGGACACGGGGACGUCAGGGCUCAGACACUGCAGACAGACAGAGUGGGGACACGGGGACGUCAG